This is a messenger RNA of Alligator mississippiensis (American alligator), 6938 nucleotides long. RefSeq lists its product as uncharacterized. The transcript is spliced from 14 exons. The record is from RefSeq and is a predicted model, not a curated record. NCBI's taxonomy places the organism in Eukaryota, Metazoa, Chordata, Crocodylia, Alligatoridae. Gene Ontology annotation, molecular function: protein binding; protein-membrane adaptor activity. Bases 433 to 2157 code for a protein of 574 amino acids. Gene Ontology annotation, biological process: nucleus-vacuole junction assembly.
AUUAUCCCACAUGCUUUCACUGGGCUUGCAAAGGGCUCAGCAGUUAGUCCAACAGUUAAAUUUCACUUUUAUCUUAUGGAACAGUUUUCUAUAACAUUAUAUAUUUUGUUUGUAAUUGAAGCAAAGGAAGAGUGAUUUUAUUUGACUGCGGUCCAACCUUUAAAAUAAUAUUUUGCAGUCUUCACAAAGGAGCCCUUCAGUGUACUGUGCACAGUUAAGUUUUGUUGUGCCAUGCAGUUUGUUUGCAUGCAGGAAAUAAUUUAGCUUUUCUUUUUCUUUUCUUUUUCAGUAGAUCUUGACAGAGUUGUUUAAAUCAAGAUCUAUCACAAAAUAACAAGUUAGUGCUGAAAGGAACUAAGGUGGAAGGAAAGGGUCAGUCCAUCUUUUUAUUUCUCUUAGGCUUUCAUUGAUACCAGAACAAGUAAACUAAGGAUGGGUCAACUGUGUGGAAAGUGCAUGAAGCUGCUGCAGGACUUCGUGUCCUUUGUAAAGAGAAUGUCCUCAAGUCUGGUGCAGAGAAUUAAGGAGUGCUUGGUUAUGAUAAGUGAAUGCUCUUGCUUAAAACGAAAUGGCUCUGAAGCCAGGCAGCUAUACCAACCUGUCCUUCAGCCACAUGAAAAGGAAACUGCACAAGAAUUUCUGCAACACAUAGAAACAGGUUUUGAAUUGUCACUGCUUGGAAAGAACUCUCUGGAGGCUCUGAGAACGUUGGCAUUUUCAGAAAACCCUGGCUUGCAACAGUCUGCUGCACUCUAUUACUUACACCUGAGCCAACACUUGAUCAGCCAGCUGACUGAAGAACAUUUGGAACCUUAUUAUGCUUUACUACAGUCCAGUGAUGUAGAGGUUCAACAGAUGUCUUCCUUGUCUCUUGUCAAUUUUUUGCUGGAAGGAAACAUAAACAGAGACCUAGUUGUCCAAAUGGGUUUACUCGAGCUAAUUCUGGAGCUUCUUGAGUUGGGGGAUUCCACUGUCCAGUGUAACUCCUGCGCCUGCAUAAUGACCUUGGCUGCCUCAGAGUCCAACCAAGAGGCCAUAACUUCAGCAGGAGGAGUCAUACCUUUACUGGCGCUGGCCAACUCCUAUGAUCCUAGGGUCCAACAAAAUGCAGUUGGAGCUAUUCUUAACCUCACACAAUCAGAAUGGAUCCAACAAGUCCUGUGCAGGGAGGGAGCCCUCCCAGUUCUUACCUUGCUGUUAGAGUCUCCUGACUCAGAAGUGCAGUAUUACAGUUGUACUGCUCUAAGCAACCUGGCAGCCAACUCCCAUCACCAUGAAGCGAUGCUGAGAACUGGUGAAGGGUUCCUUCUGCGGACACUCAUUUCUCUCUUGUUUUCAUCUGUGGAAAAGGUUUCAAGCCAGGCUUGUGUUUGUUUGAGAAAUUUGGCUGUAAGUGUGCACAUCCAGGCUGACAUCAUUGCUAUGGAUGUCCUGCCCCAGCUGCUCUCCCUUCUUGCAUCCAGCAGUACAGACGUUCAGCGAGCUUCCAUUGCGCUCCUUUGGAAAUUAUCCCAGCACCCAGGCAACCAGGACACACUUACAUGUGGAGAGAUGCUGAACACCCUGGGCAAGCUACUGCUAACUCAUAAAGCAGAUCCAGUGCUUGUUGGUCAUGCUGCCUGCAUAAUUAAAAACCUGAUCCUUCCCCAAAACAUGCAGAGAAUCAUGGAAAGCUCCUGUUUUGAAGGACUCUGCUAUACUAUCCUCUCUCCUGAUGUUCAAGAAGAACCUCUUCAUUAUGUGAUAGCUUGUCUUGCUGAGCUGGCAAAGCAUGAAGGAUCUGCCUUCCACAUGCUACAGUGGAUGGAUGAAUCCCUAAUAAAAUGCUUAGUGAAACUAGCUGGCCAACUGCAACAUACAGAGCCCUCAUUUCAAGCUGCGUCCAUUAUCCAGCAUGCAAUAUGUCAUGAAAAGGUGAGGUCUUUGCUGAAAUGCCACAUUAAGGACAUUCAAUGCUACAUAAUGAAUUUUCUCACCCACCAAGAGAUUCGCUUCCAGCAGCUGGGCAUUUCCACCAUCUGCAAAUUACAGGAAGAUCCAGAAUUUUCAUCAGCCAUCAGGCAAAGUCAACUGAUGGAGCAUCUUGAGAGGGUCCAUCAACAGACAGAAGAAACGCAAAAGCUUCUAAGGGUGGUUAUCAACCACAUGGACAUUUAACUCCUUUGUUAGUCAGCCCAUGGAAGCUUUAAGAAGAAUGUACACAGGGUCUGGUCUUCUUUCAGACUAGAUUUCAUGCUGCCCUAUUUGUUUACAUCAAGAGAAUGCGGUACAGUUACUUGUCUUUGUUCAGUGCCAGCUAGAGUUUGAACAGUGCUUCUAUGCAGUGGCCGAUGGCUUGCUCUUGACUUUAGAAUGUGUUUUGGACCAAAUCCUGAAGACUCUGAGUCUGAGUCAUCAUUGCUCCAGGGCUCUCUUUGCCAGCAGAACUGAUGCAGAGAAAACAGCAACUAUCACUCUAAGUCUGCUUGAUGAAUACUAUUGGUGCAAGGAGUCUUUCUGGCAGUUUUGGAGGGUCCCCUUGCUCAAGUUUGCGCCUCAGUCUACAGAGCAGGCAGGGCAGGGGGAAGGGUCCUAAAGUUGCCCAGAUGUGAGAUAGAUGUGUCCAGUCCAGUCUUUCACCUUUAGUAAUUCUGCACUCCACAGAAUUCUGCAAAGAAGCUGGAGAAUACAGUCAUGGAGGCAUGGUGUGAGGCACCCCAUUGCAUCAUACUUACGUGUGUCAAGGGUGGAUCAAGCUGAAUAGGGAAAGUGCAAAGUGCCUUCUUUCAGUCUAUAGCAGUCGUCCAGGGAUGAUGCUCCCACUCAUGAUCUGACUGCUUCCUUGCACCCAUUGUUAGCACCCUGUAGUUCCAACCUCCAAACUGCAAAUCUUGAAGACCUUUGAUCUCCCAAACUGCAUUAACAUAUUAAAAAUGCCAACUCCCCCCCCCCCCCCCCCAAAAAAAGACCCCUAUGAAAGAAUGCACAUAAGAAAGUAUCUUGCAGUCUUGCUGGUGUAAUCCUAGACCUUCUGUGCUCUUUGGUUGUCCUCCAUUGUUAAACUGGAUUGUAGGUCUACUUGUCCUGGAAGCAUCUUCUAUUGUACUAUGUAAAUAACAAUAAACCAUUGAUUUCAGAAGUGUUACCCUCCCGUAAGGACUGACACCACCUUAGUAAAUAUAGAUACAUUUCCCAGAUGUGUGAACAGAAGUGAGACAAGCUGCUUUGCUCAGCAAGUGCAGUUUGGGUCACAAGUAGAAUACCAGAGGGUUUAUACACUCUCAUGGACAGGGACCAGAGCAUUAAUUGUCAGCCAGGGUGCCAUGGCAACCUGAGGUGCCACAAGGUCCUUUGAAGGGUUCUGUGAGUUGUGAAGAGAUAAGAAAGGUAUGAGGCGAUAAACUGGUCAGUGCAGGUUCAGGCUUGUUUAUGCCUCCCCCAAUGCCUGGCCCCUGUGCCAUAACUGAGGAAAAGCAAGUGGGGCAACCACCUGGGUAUUAACUCAGGGUGCAGAACAGGGCAAAAAAAGUGUUUGCUGUUGGCAGUCCUGUAAUUACAAGAGUGAUCGCAGUGGCAAACAGAAAUGUCCGCUGCCCUGUGUCCCAGGUGCCUGAUCGCAUCCUGGUGGUGUUGUCUGGUCAUUUUCCGAGUAGGUAAGCACUGUAAUAUAUAAAUUCGUUUUUGAAACUUGGCACCGCUCAAUUCACAAAAGUUAUAAUGGAGGGGUGCUUCAAGUCCAACGAGAGAUACCUUGAGUCCAAGAAGGUUGGCAAACCACUGGGAGAGGAAUCUUUCCCCAGAAGCAUGAACAUGUUCUUCCUUAACUUUUGGCUUCACUUCCCUGAAUCUCAGACAUUUUGCAAAACUGGUUGCUAUUCUUCCAGGCUCUGAAGGAGAGAAGAGGACAACUACUUUUGUCCAUCUUGAAAUUUAUUUUCUGUGGGGCAUUAUUUACUCAUCCAUCUAAAGGUCUAGUACCUUCUUUUGAUGAUACAAGAACUUAGAGAACCCAGCACUUUCUCAGUGUAAGAGAAAGAUAUGAAGUAUGUAUGCUGGCAAGGACCUGGUUCCAGGAGGGCCAUAUACCUCCCAAACCUACUGACUUGCACAGGCACUGCUGAGACUUGCUCUCCCUCCCCUCUGCCCCCCAGCCUGGGAUUAGGCCAUUGGUUGUCAAAACCUUUCAGCCUAUAGAGAUGUAGGAGUCUUUGGCAAUGAGAUGCGAAAUGAAAAUGGGGGGUGUGGGGCCGAUAUUUGGAAAAGCAUGGAAAUGAAGUACUCAGCAGCUGUUGUGGUAGCAGCAUGGCACCUUAGAAAAAUCUUCCUUUGGGCUCUUUUUAUUGUUACUAAUUGGUUCCUUAUAACAGUAAAAUCUUUUUGCCAAUUAGCAGCUAAGACACAGCUUACUCAAAUCUUCCUAUAGAAAAAUAAAAAAAAAAUAUUAAGCAGGGAAAACAGGAGCCAUGUUUAGACACCCAGGCUUAUGUAAAGUGAAGAAAAAAUUUCCAUUUCCACACACAAUAUUCAAGAACUUUUUUUUUAAAUUCUCAUCUUGCAAGAUGGCAAAACACCUAACUACAGAGUGUUAAAUUUAUUAGCAGAUGUAGUAUGAAGUUCUGAAAUGGCAUGGUCACAAAUUGAAUAAGUAAUUCCAGGGAGAAUUGGAUUUAAAACCUUAGUACAAUGAACUAUUCUUCAGGUGAACUUAUAUUAAUUGCAGAAAGAAGGCUAUACUACUGUAGGACACAGGACAAUAUGUUAGGAACAAGAAAGAAGUACUCACAUUAAAAUCAGCUCAUCUGGUGCUUCCUAUUGUAUUAGUAGUUUUAGCUAAUCAUAUAUAACUCUAGCAGAAAGGAAAAUGGGACAUCGCCCAGUGGGAAUGAGAUGAUGAACAGAAGAGAGAAAAUGUAAGAUAAACUAAAAUUUAAUGAUGAAUAACCCUGCUUUGGUGAUGCAAUGAUUAAUGUAAUGGACAAAAUUGCUAAAGAGCACUUCCGUGAGCACUUUAUUUUUGUGCUGUGAGACUUAAUUAAAGCAAUGAGGUGAAUCUGUUCAAUCCACAACAAUAAUCUAGUUGCUAUGAAAGAUUAUGACUCUACACUUUCUAACAAUUUAAGUGAGGCUUUUACAAUUUCUAUAUCUGUCCUACUGAAUUAGUCACACAGCAUCUGACUGUGCAGAUGGUUGAAACAGAGAUGGCAGCAGUUAUGAAGCUGACUCUAUUAAAUAGCACGAUCACCUACAUCUCUUAACAGCCACCCCCUCCCCACCACCUUUGAAAGAAGAUCAAAAGUUACUUUUUCUUUCAAUUCAAAAUCCUCUUGUAAAUGCAGAUGGGUCAAAACCAGUACUUUGAAUCUCAGCUUCUUUGAAUUUUUGUAGAAUACUGAUCCAAAUCCCUAAAUCUGAACAUACCACCUAUUGUUUGGAUUAAAUGUCAAACCACAAAAGGAAAAGUGUCCCAGUUCAACAAAGGACUUAAGAAAGUGCAUUACAUAAAGGACUUCCAUAAGUCAUAUUGAUUUCAGUGAUGAAUCAAGGGGUUUGGUCUAAAAUCUAAUGAGAACAAUUUAUGAUAUCUCAAAGUGUAAUUCAAUACCCUUAAAUUUAAUUUGAAUCUAGUUUUGCAUAUCAACUCCUCAGCCCAAUCCUAGUUGUAAAUGAUCCCAUACUAUUUGCCUGACAAAAAGAUCAGAGCAGUGGGAGCCAGCGUUUCUGGCAGGCAUGUCACAAAUUAAGCCUUGUGCCCUCUCUCUAAAUGCUGCUCCCCCUGCUUCAUCUGUUACUCUGCUUCCUGCCCUGCGCUCCCUGUCCUAUCUGCUAUUCUGCUUUCUGUUCCCUGCCCUAUUUGCCACUGUGCUCCCCAAUCUAUACACAGAGCUUGCCUGUGGCAUGUGUACUGCAGGUUGGCCCCAUUUGGAUUAGAGGCCGAGAGUAGCUGUAACAAACUGGUCCCUGGUUCAACCUAACGUAACAUGACAACCAAAAAUAUAAAAAAGUAUAAAUAUUUCAAACAAAUUUUAUUUGGUUCUUACAUGCUAUAUAGAUUCAAAGAAAUAAAACUACAUGUGUUUAAGUAUAAUAUUUAUAUACAUGGAGACCUGUGAAGAAAGCGGAAAAAGAACCCAAUUAAUUUUGUUAUAGCACAAACUAUUACUGAGACAUUCUGACCGAAUGGUUUUAUGAUCUGGCAGGUAAAGUAUCUCGUAAGUGAACUCCCCAGGACUUAAGACCAUCUCCUUUAUAGUAAGACACACAUCUUGCAGCUGUAUUAAGUCAGCCCAUUAAAACAUUCUUACUAAAACAGUUUCUCUAUUAAUAGAUUUUCUGCACUUUUGCUCCUGAUAGGCCUGAUCCAGUGCCCAGUGAAGUUCAUCAAAAGAAUCUUCCUGGGGCACAUCCUCAGCUGGUGCGAACGACUGUAACUCCUCAGUUGACGCCAGCUGUGAAUUUGCCCCGUUGACUUCAGUGAAUACUGCAUCAAGACCUGGUACGAUCUCUCAAGAACAAUGAAUAAGUAGUAAUUCCUACUGAUCAGAGCACUGUUCAUAAACACAAAAAGUCCAGGAUUUUAGUCAUGCUCAGCAGCAGCAAAAGUGACAUGGGUGGGAUGAUGAAAGUGAAACUGGUGUUGGUGGGAUAAAGAGGAAUGGUAAGAUUCUAGUCACUAUCCUACAGUAAAAUGUACUGCAUUUUAAAAAUUCACAUUAAACAAACAAAUAAAGCAGCAACUGACCCAUUAUUUUCUGUUUGCUCUGAAACGAGCAAAACUAAGAAGCUCUGGGAUCUUCUCCCACAUUCGAGUUUUCACACCAUCUUCAUCAUCUGGUAAGGCAAAGAAAACUCCCUCCAUUGUUGGGAACAGCAGCAUUCCACAGGAGUUGGAAUUGUGUAUGUGUAGCUUUUACAGUGGAGUGAACAUGAAUGUAACUAAUAAAACCAAGUUUGUAAUAUCA